UUGUCUCAUCCGCGUACUCAGCAGCGCGCGUCACGGGCGGAGGGUUUUAAGGAUUCAAUUUUAUAUAAGAAGAAGGGAGGAUGUUGCAAGAUGAAGAUUACGAUUCAGACACGAGUGACGAAGAUUUUGUGCCGCAAGGUGUUGAGAGUGACGAUGAACCGAUAAGUGGUGGAGAGGAAGAGGAAGAUGAUGAUUUAGAUGAAGAUGGGGAAGGAAAAUCAGCAGCAAAAGAUAAAAAGAAAAAAGGAAGGAAGAAAAAGGGCAAAAAAACGAACCCUCUUUUAGCACAUAUAGAAGAUAAGGAACAGGAUACAGAAGAAAAAGAAGCAGAGCAAGAUGUAGUAAGCAGUGAGAAGGAUAAAAAGAAAGAGGAUAAUUUAUGGGCAGAUUUCCUUGCCGAUGUUGAAGAUAAACCAAGCCCUCCACCUAAGCCAAAAGCUUCAAGUUGGGCAGCCUUAUUAGGGAAGAAGUCUUCAAGUAGUGCUAAUUCUACGUCUGCUCAUCCUGUUUCAGCUACAGUUAAGAAAGAAGAACCAAAGAAAGACCUAAAAAAAGAAAACCAAGAUAAUAAACCAAGCACUGUAAAAAUUACCAAGGUGUUUGAAUUUGCUGGAGAAGAAGUAAGAAUAGAAAAAGAAGUAGAUGCCAACUCAGCCGAGGCAAAAGCCGCAACUUUAACUCCCGAGAGCAGUACAACACUUGACAAGAAAGCUUCACCAGUUGGAGGUCUUGGAGGUGUGAAACGACCUGCAGGAUUAUCGAACAUCAUAGGGCUCUUGGAUAAUAAAAAGCAAAAAUUGACAACUUUAGAAAAGACCAAAUUAGACUGGAAUAGCUUCAAAGCUGAAGAAGGUAUUGAUGAAGAACUGGAAAGUCACAAAAAGAGUAAGCAUGGGUAUUUAGACAAACAAGCAUUUUUAGAAAGAGCUGAUAUAAGACAGUUUGAAAUUGAAAGAGCAAUGAGACAAAGUAAAAGAUCAAAUAGGUGAAAUUUCAAUGCAGGAGUGAGGCAGGCAUUACAGUUGGUACUUGGCCACUGCAUAAUAUCUCAAAGUUUAAGUAUUUUAUGUGCUAGAUAUAUGAAAAGUAUCAGCUUUGUGUACCUUCCAAAGGGAAGACGGGUAUGACUUUCAGACAGUGGUAUCAUCUCAGUCAUGUUUUACAUAAUUUUAUUUGAGCUGAAAAAAGUCUAGUGGAGACCAUACUCAUAUGUUUUCUGUGUUGGUACAACUUGGUUAAAGGAAGAUGCUGUAUGGUGGUUCGUGAUGUGGGAAGUACAUUUUUUUUUCUUUCUUUCUUUUCUUACGAAAGAAGCUGGCAUUUGCAUUAGUAAACUGCAUUGUGUAUGAUCAGAGGAGAUAAAGGGGAUACAUGCAGGGCACAGAGUUUGUAAUUGCUAGCAGGUAAUAUGAAAUCAGUCUGAUUCGCAGCCAGUAAGUCACUGAGACGUGUAAAUUUUCAACAAUAUAAGCAAAGUGCUAAAGUUUAAAAUUUAGAUUUGUAAUUUUAUUGUCUCCUUUUUAAAUUGGUGUGUGGGCUAGAUAGAGGAGGCCCAUGAUUUCAGUUUUCUCACCUAUGACAAAUGUUAAAGGAAACCUUAAAACAUUUCAUUUCUUCUUAUUGUAUUGAAUAUUUACUAUCCUAAGAAGUAUAACAUGUAGCUUAUCGCGUAGAAAAAAAAAUGGAUUGGUGGUGGGUAAUAGAAAAGAAAUGGGUUUCCAGUGUCUAUAUAUUUGAAGGUUUGGAUAAUAGGAAAAAAGUAGUCAUUCCAAACCUAAUAAGCACAGGGUAUAUCAACUAACUUGUUAAUAAAAUGAUGUUUUGAAAUCAGUGAUUGAAUAAAAUUUACUCAAGAGCAUGCCAAAGAACAUCUAAAAGAGGUAACUGAUGACAAAUCUAAAACUACUUGCCCAUUUUAAAAUCCAACAUUAUAGAUUCAAGAUAGUAUGGAAAAUAGAAACAAUGAAUAUGAUCAUUGUAUUCUGCAUAGUUAGAUAUAUGAAUUCUCUAAAAAGAAAAGAAAAAAUAGGAACCUUUGGACUUCAAAGACCAGUUUUGUGUUUGCCACAGACGCUGAAAUUGUCCAUCAGUGAACAAAGCUUUAUGCUUGUAAAAUACACUAAUUCAGUUCAAGAUUAAGAAUAGUUUGUCAUAUUGUAUGUAUUUGAAAUAAUACUUAUCAGAGGUAUGGAAACAUAAAAGAAUUAUCAUCUUCCUGUAUUCUACAUAUUUGAAACAAAGUGACAUUUAUUCAUAUUGUACAAUUUUGUAAGCAUGAAGGAAGGCAGAAUGUACCACUCAGCUGAAUAAUGUAAUUUCACCAUUCCUAUUCUCAUGGAACAAAAUGUACAUGUAUUAUUUUUCAAUAAAAUAAGUUAGAAGUA
Molecule: messenger RNA, 2384 nt
Organism: Penaeus vannamei (Pacific white shrimp)
Lineage: Eukaryota; Metazoa; Arthropoda; Malacostraca; Decapoda; Penaeidae
Product: craniofacial development protein 1
Cellular component (GO): Swr1 complex
Source: RefSeq, a predicted model, not a curated record